GUGGAUUUAAAAAUACUUCCAUCGAAGGAGAACCUUCUUUCAUGCAACGAGUCGGUUGCGAAAGUGCGGACGAGAAAAUAGAACAGACUAUCAGAAUUCUUGUAAGCGAGGGAGAAUGCGACCCUCUCACACAAGCAUGGGGGAACAACAAAUUUCUAUGGAUGACGCCCUUGCACCGCUUCACAGGUAGUGCCAAAAUAUUCACCUAUCUUCUUCACCAAGAUUAUUUCAUGGUCGAUACAGAUUCUUCGCGCCAUGAAAUGAGGGACAUUGCUUCAGUCUAUGUACGCCAUGGCGGUCCUAAUAGUGCCGCACUUGCUAUACAAUGCCUAAGCAAGGGUGAUGGUUUAUAUUACCUGGCUAGCAAGGUAGAUCUUCUCAGAGGGAGCGUACUCCAUGACAUCGCGAGGAAUAUCUCCCAGAAUCAGUAUACGUCCAAAGACUGGGCUCGUGUCGGAGAAUCAUAUCGUCUGCUGUUAAAGAAUACACUGAGAGCUGGCGCGGACGUACACGCGUUAGACCAUGAGCAACAUACUCCUUUCGGAACCCUAGCAUGUAGACACCGCACAGACAUGCAACAACGCGUCAUAAGCUGCCAUCCUAGCAAAAGCAUAUUGACGUGGCUAGAUUCAAUACGGGCUGUAGGUCAUGACCUGCAGCACUAUGUCGAGAAAGAAUGCGAAAUCUACAAGGGCAGACCUCUAUGGUGCUCGAAAGGGUGUUGUGAAAGACCGCCAGGUAGAUUCACAAGGACGCUGAUAUUGGAUCGAGAACCAACCACAGAUAAUCUAAUAUUAGUUGUGAAGGACAAAGGUUCCGGUGGGGAUAUGUGUGUCCAGCAAUCGAUGUUCCUUCCUCGAAUCUGCAACAAGUUCUACUCUCAAGUACAACAAAAGAAUAUGAUUAUUACAGAAGAAACACGCUUCUUCAUAACACCGAAAGUGGAUGGAGUUCAAGAGUUUGGAUUAAUACCAAGGGAAACCUGUUCUCCAGUCGUUGAUAGUUUGAGUUCGCCCGUAAAGGCAGUUGCAGACGAUUACGGAGAGGAUCAUAGUGUAUGAAGAACCAAG
Mollisia scopiformis is the source of this 1070-nucleotide messenger RNA. RefSeq lists its product as uncharacterized. Bases 42 to 1061 code for a protein of 339 amino acids. NCBI's taxonomy places the organism in Eukaryota, Fungi, Ascomycota, Leotiomycetes, Helotiales, Mollisiaceae. The record is from RefSeq and is a predicted model, not a curated record. The transcript has a single exon.